CAAACUCCCCCUCCGUUGCCCGCCACGGAUUCGAAUAUAGGCCCCCUAGAAAUAAUCCUCGCGGCCCUUCCAAAAUGUCUCGCCGCAGGCUGGUGGGCCAGCCGUUAUUAUAUGUUGUAUCUAUCUUCGCCAGUCUAGGCGUAUUUCUUUUCGGGUAUGAUCAAGGUGUCAUGUCAGGUAUCAUAACGGGACCCCAUUUCAUCCAGUUCUUCGGUAGGCCAGGACCGAUACAGGUUGGGAGCAUGGUUGCUGUGUUGGAAGUCGGUGCAUUCGUGACUUCUCUGGCUGCUGGACGUGUAGGAGACAUCAUUGGCCGAAAGGGAACGCUAUUUAUUGGAGCACUGGUGUUUACCUUGGGCGGAGCGGUGCAGACAUUUACAACCGGAUUCGCAGUAAUGGUAGUGGGACGGAUUUUCAGUGGGUUUGGCGUUGGCCUUCUAUCCACUAUCGUGCCCAUAUAUCAGAGUGAAAUAUCACCGCCAAAUCAUAGGGGAGCUUUGGCUUGCGUAGAAUUCACCGGCAACAUCUUUGGUUAUGCAUUUUCUGUCUGGACCGACUACUUUUCCUCGUUCAUAGACUCAAACAUGGCAUGGCGAAUACCUUUGUUUGUUCAAUGCGUCAUUGGCGCCAUCCUUGCCGCUGGAUCACUAGUCCUUCCGGAAAGUCCUCGCUGGCUCAUAGACACGGAUAAGGAUGAUGAAGGAUUGCGGGUACUUGCGGACCUCCAUGGCGGUGACCUGGACAACGUUGUUGCCCGGGCGGAAUACAGGGAAAUCAAGGACAAAGUUAUCAUGGAGAGACAAUCCGGCGAGGCCCGGACGUAUGCAAUGAUGUGGAAAAAGUAUAAGCGGCGCGUGCUACUGGCCAUGUCAUCGCAAGCAUUUGCUCAACUAAAUGGCAUCAAUGUUAUUUCUUAUUAUGCUCCUAAAGUAUUUGAAGAGGCUGGCUGGCUAGGUCGACAAGCUCUACUUAUGACAGGAAUUAAUUCCUUAAUAUAUCUCCUUAGUACUUUACCGCCAUGGUACCUAGUUGACCGAUGGGGACGUCGACCGAUCUUGCUGUCGGGUGCCGUUGUGAUGUGUCUGGCACUCUGCGCUACGGGAUACUGGCUAUAUCUCGACUUACCAGAAACGCCUAAUGCUGUGGUGGCGUGCGUCAUCAUCUUUAAUGCUGCUUUUGGAUUCAGUUGGGGUCCACUACCGUGGCUGUACCCUCCAGAGAUCAUGCCACUUACUGUACGUGCAAAAGGCGUGUCACUAUCGACAGCGACCAAUUGGGCGUUCAACACACUCGUCGGUGAAAUAACGCCUUACUUGCAAGAGGUAAUAGAAUGGCGCCUCUAUUUCAUGCACGGGUUUUUCUGCGCCUGCAGUUUCAUCUUGGUUUAUUUCCUAUACCCCGAAACGAAGGGCGUCCCUCUUGAAGAGAUGGAUGCUGUGUUUGGUGAAGAUGAAAAAUCUGGUUACAACACCGUUCCACUGACCUCUACCGAUGAACAUGUAUCGUUCUUACCUGGACCCUCAUACCCACCCAAAUCAAAACAUGCGAAGGGGAUGUCGAGUGGAAGUUCGAGUGGAUGGGUAUCGAGAUUGUUCACUAGGAAUGGGAGCAGGAAGAAAGUGGGGGCAAGUGAGGAAGAAGAGGCGUUGAGGCCGGAGGAGGAAGACACUGACUUUGAGAUGUUGGAGAGGGAUGGGACAGAUCGAUAGCAUGCGAGUAUAUAUAUCAAGCAUAUACCAGUGUAAUAGUAUUCUCACAAUAAUUACAGACAUAUAAUCAAAUCUGCUCAUUGG
Molecule: messenger RNA, 1793 nt
Organism: Guyanagaster necrorhizus
Lineage: Eukaryota; Fungi; Basidiomycota; Agaricomycetes; Agaricales; Physalacriaceae
Product: general substrate transporter
Exons: 16
Coding region: 75-1709 (544 amino acids)
Biological process (GO): carbohydrate transport; transmembrane transport
Cellular component (GO): membrane
Molecular function (GO): carbohydrate:proton symporter activity
Source: RefSeq, a predicted model, not a curated record